AUGGCAGAAAGUAUUGUAAAUACAGCAAGGAAAGAAGCAGCUUUCGAAUCAGAAUUCACAAGAAAUGGGUGAGUGUUUUGUUAUUAACAUGAAUUUAUAAAUAUCCUAUAGCAAAUAUUUAUAGUUGGAAAUAUUUGUAGCUUUCCAGUACCACUCGGACUGAUUACUACCCUGAAGGAAUUUAGUUUGAAUCCUGUCAAAACUCCAGAAGAAAGGUGAGCCAGAUUAUAUAAACGGCUGUGGUGCUUAUUAUGGGUAGGUAACAAGUUUUAUAUUAAACAUUGUUAGCUACAGCUUUUUUGCAUUGUUAGCUACACUAUUUUCUCGCAUAUGUAUGCUCAAGAUGUGGUAAAUCUAGCACAUGAACGUGACAAAAGACAUCCUAAAUUCGCAGUGUGAGCAACACAGGCAAAAGAUAUGGUUUAUUUUUGUCAACAAAAAAGGAUCGAUGUGAAAACAAAUUUAAACUGGUAACAAAUCCAAACGAAAAGCAUCAGUAACUGUCUUUUUGUCACAUCCGCGUAUUAAAUUUAGCUCAUUGAUAGAUUCGCCAUUGAGGCUAUAACAGUAUAUUCCUCUUGCUGUCAUGUUGUGUAUCGAAUAUAGCGAUUAAAUUCGUCACGCACAAAUAUACCAUUAAUGUUUUUCUGUUCCAAUGUCGAACUUCGAGAGGCAAGCACCCCAAAAAAGUGUACACCAUAGCAAUUUUUUGACAGUGUAAUAUGUGGCCCUACAGUAUUAUAUGUACGAAGGAAUUACACCGUUUUAUUACUGUAAGGCCCUGUUCACAUGAUCCCAGGGUAAACAACUGCCCUGCGACACUGAUAUCUUUUGUUCACAUGAACGAAGCUAGCACGGGUCAUGCCUAUAAAUACAUUACCACAAAGAUGGCGGACGUGUAAUGUGCCACCUAUAAUGCCACCUAAAAAUAAAAAGAAGACUAAUCCAUCCGACACUGAGGAUGAUGUGAUACCUCUAUCAACUCGAGCGUCAUUGAGAAGCUAAUUAAAACUCAAAUCGAUCACUUGAAGUCUCGUUUUGACUCGGCCAUUUCCAAACAGGCUGAGUCUUUGAAAAUCUACUUUAAUUCUGCCAUUGAGAAUCGAAAUCUCAAGGUUGAUAAGCUCAGCAAAGAUAUAACGAAUCUUGAAAGCAGUUUAGAAUACAGUCAGCAAGACAUAUCGGAAUUAAAAGUCAAUAUGGCAACCCAACAGGAAAGCCUUUGUGGUAACUCAAGAGUUAUUUCUAACCUUGAUAGCGAAAUGACAAAGAUAAAGUCCAAACUGACAUAUCUUGAAAACCAAAGUAGAUGUAACAAUAUAGAAUAAAUGGAAUCCCAGAAGAUUUCAACGAAACAUGGGAACAAACCGAAGAGAAAGCUAGAAAAAUCUUGAGGGACAGACUCAAUCUCGAAAUAGAACAACAGUUUGAACAAGCGCAUAAAACAGGUCGUAAAAGGAAUCUUGAUGGUUCCACCCCCUCUAGACCUAGAACAGUGAUAUGCAAGCUUUAUGAUUGGAAAGUUAAAAAGUCUAUCCUAAAAUCUGCAAGACGAUUACGACUGACGUCGACGUGA
Messenger RNA from Paramuricea clavata, 1576 nucleotides. NCBI's taxonomy places the organism in Eukaryota, Metazoa, Cnidaria, Anthozoa, Malacalcyonacea, Plexauridae. The record is from the annotation of a GenBank genome assembly.